Molecule: messenger RNA, 765 nt
Organism: Guillardia theta CCMP2712
Lineage: Eukaryota; Cryptophyceae; Pyrenomonadales; Geminigeraceae
Exons: 2
Coding region: 1-765 (254 amino acids)
Source: RefSeq, a predicted model, not a curated record
AUGUCUUUCAAGGUCAAGAGAUUGAAUUGCAAGCUCUUGUUCCUUGCGACGUUGUAUGUGCCAUGCAGCAGCAGCAGCAGCAGCGAUAACACGUUGAGCUCGCAUGCAAGCCUGGCAUGCUCAGGAUGGGGAGGAGGAAGCGAAAUCAUCACCGGCGAGCGGUUGCAAGCCAUAGCGGACAUCAGCGUUGUGACAGCUUCCUGGCUUGCUUACCAUCGGAGCCUCCCUGACGUGAUCAAGGAGGAGCAUGCGAUCAUUCUGAUAGACGAGGAGGGGAACAUAGUCAGCGGGAACAGGACGAGGCUUGUGCUGGCAGGGACCGUCUUUGUCUACUCGCAUCUUCUUCCUCGCUUCUUCCUCGGGGAAGCUUUCAGCGCCAUCUAUGCUCCCUUCGUCCUGCUCUCUCACAACGGAGACGAGGAGCUUGACUUGAGGGAGGGAAGAGGAGAGGAGGAGUGGAAGAAACGAGCAAGGAGCGCCUUGAGCAGCGGAAGGAUCAUAGGGUGGUGGGCUCAGAACCUUGUCUGUCCUCACCCUGCCGUCAACUGGCUGCCCAUCGGGCUAGCAAACAGCAUGUGGCGACAUGGUGACUUGACGACAAUGUCCGAGGUGAUGAGAAGCAGCCAAGACGCUUCCUCCAAGAACGAAUGGCUGCACGUUGCCUUCAAGGUCAGCGAGCAUGCGCCGGGACGUCAGCAAGUCUUCGAGAUCUUAUCACAGCUGGACUUUGCGACUGUUGAGGGGGAGAAACUUCCGUUCAGGUGA